Plenodomus lingam JN3 is the source of this 471-nucleotide messenger RNA. RefSeq lists its product as uncharacterized. NCBI's taxonomy places the organism in Eukaryota, Fungi, Ascomycota, Dothideomycetes, Pleosporales, Leptosphaeriaceae. The record is from RefSeq and is a predicted model, not a curated record.
AUGGACGAGGACCUCAUCGCCUUUGGCUGCGUAAUGGUGCUCUUCCUAGCCUUCCCCUUCAUCACCAUACUAGGCAUCACCGGCUGCGUCGCCUACAGCCGCACCAAAGCAUGGGACAAAGCCCGCAACCAGCGCGCCGUUAGCCUCGAAAGCAGCGAAACCAACCCUCUGGUCGAAAACGAGGACGAGUCCGACUUCUACGACACAGAUGAUGAGACGGAGCAGAAGACACGCAAGGCCGAAGAGGAGGCGGACAAGCAUCUCACUUUUAGCCAGAAAUUCAGAAAGGAAUUCGCCAAGGUGUGGAGCGGAAAGGGCAAGCUCGAUGUCAUCCAGCAGAAGGAGCGUGAGGAUCGCAGGAAGUUAGCCAAGGCGGUCGCGAGGGAGUUGGCCAGGCUUGAGAGGCGCAAGGCAAGGGCUGCGGCAAAAGCUACUGAGUCGGACAGCCUCCCGCCUUACGAGAAGGCAUAA